ACCCUUCGAACACGAAACUGCAACAAUGCGAUGAUUCGAUCGCUGACAAGCGCGAAAACGUAUCGCAGAUAACAUUAUUAAGUAUUUUCAACGUGACUGCGCCGGUGUCUGUCAAAACCUAAAAUAAAAUGGGCGUGAAAAAAUAUUUUAAAAAGGAAUUCCAAUGGUCGAAUUUUGGUUUAGAAUACGAUAUCGCCCCUGAUUUUUAUUUAGGAUGCUGGCAGAGGAACAGAUCUUGUGUGCCGUUGUUGUGUUUGCGUGCGAUUCUGUGUGCCGGGAAUGUUGCUAUUGUGGUAGCGUCCUGGGCUUUGCUGGCUAAUGUGCUGAGCAGCCAUGGGUUCUGGUGGAUCUAUCUGACGCAUUGGGGAAUUGUGGCUAAUGCCUUGACUGCGACAUUUGCGUUUGCGAUAUCUCUUAAAGUUUACUUCAGUGGGCCUAUAGAGAGUACAUUUGGGCUGCCGUGGUAUAUAAAACUAUACUGGUUUCUGUUCAAUGCGUCAGUGCCGGUGGCUUUUAUGAUAACCCUAUUUUAUUGGACUUUCAUCAGUGGAGCAUUUGACAUUCCGGGAUUGAAUGUAACGCUGGAUGUGUUCGUCCACGGCAUCAACUCUGUGAUGAUGGUUUUGCUAUUGAUCUCCGCAAGGCACCCGACUCGCCUGCUGCAUUUCCACCAUACUGUGGGGUUCGGCAUAUUCUACCUCAUUUUCAACAUAAUCUACUACUAUGCUGGAGGACUGGAUCCGAACGGAAACGUGUGGGUAUACCCCAUGCUGGACUGGUCGAACCCCGGCCCCACGGUACUGGUGGUCGUUGGAGUGGCCAUCGGACUCAUCAUUCUGCACUGCGUAGUCGUCCUCAUCGCCCUGUGUAGGAACCACUUCAGUCGGCGGUUUAGGAAGGACAGAUCGUUCUCGGUUUCUGGAUGAAAGGAAGACUUUCAAUGUGUGUAUUUAUUUAGUUAAAUGAGUUAAGAAUGAAAGACUUAGUUAAAUUAAACACGUGCAUUUUUGUAAACUGUUA
This is a messenger RNA of Leguminivora glycinivorella, 1020 nucleotides long. RefSeq names its product protein rolling stone-like. Gene Ontology annotation, cellular component: membrane. Lineage: Eukaryota; Metazoa; Arthropoda; Insecta; Lepidoptera; Tortricidae. The record is from RefSeq and is a predicted model, not a curated record. The transcript has 4 exons. Bases 129 to 926 code for a protein of 265 amino acids.